AAGUGUACGAAAGAAAAUUCUUCCAAAAGACUUCCUUUAUACUACAAGAGAAGGAGUUCUGAGUUGGAGUGGUUAAGAUUCUGAUCUCAUUCAAAGAUGAAAAAGCAAAAGAAAUUUCGAUUAAAAAAAAGAAUGAUGAUGUUACUGGAAAAAACCUUCAAGGACUUUAUUUGUCCGUUUUGAGCUGUUGGAUUCCCAGUCUCUCUUUCCUUGCUUUGCCACUCUGUUGUCACACUAUUAGUUUAGCCCUAAACAUAAACUUACAAGCGACAUACAGACAUUCUGUCCUUUCAUUCAUUCUCACACUUUCAUGCCAAAAACCUUCAAACACUCCUUCCCUCUCUUCUCAUGGAUCUAGCUUAGUUUUUGAGAAAUUUCCGUCUCACAAGAAGCAGCAGGUUUUCUUGAGAACUGAAAUGGCUGCUGAGAAGCCUAGCUCUAAAGGACAAGCAUGGUUUUGCACAACUGGGCUGCCAAGUGAUAUUGUGAUUGAAGUAGAAGAUAUGACCUUUCACCUCCACAAGUUUCCUCUGAUGUCAAAAAGCAGAAAGCUUCAUCAACUAAUAACAGAGCAAGAAACCCAAAGGAAUGACCAACAAGAACCAGAAGAAGAAAGAGAUGAAAUUGAAGAAAUUCUUUGUCAGAUUUCUCUCCUUGAUUUCCCAGGCGGCUCUGAAACGUUUGAGAUGGCUGCCAAGUUUUGCUACGGCGUAAAGGUAGACUUAAACUCAUCUAUCAUCGCUCCUCUUCGCUGUGCCGGAGAGUUUCUUGAAAUGAUGGAAGAAUAUUCAGAAGAUAAUUUAAUUUCCAAGACAGAGAGGUUUUUCUCUCAUUCUGUACUCAAAAGUCUCAAGGAGUCAAUUAAGGCCUUAAAAUCUUGCGAGCGGGUAAUGGCACUGGCGGAAAGUUUAGGCAUUACAGAGAGAUGCAUUGAUUCCAUUAUUUCCAGAGCAUCCUCUGCCGAUCCAGCCUUAUUUGGCUGGCCGGUUAGCGAAGCAGCAAAUGAGAAUAUCAAAGCCAGUUCCAAUCAGGCCCUGUGGAAUGGGAUUGAAUCCGCGGUACGUAGAAAAGGAGGUGGUGCUAGAAGCAAUAAUGCGGAUUCUUGGUUUGAAGAUUUGGCACUUUUGGGCAUGCCAUUGUUUAAGCGAUUGAUUUUGGCUAUGAAAGUGCGAGAUCUGAAUCCGGAGAUUUUAGAGAGUUGUUUAAUGUACUAUGCCAAGAAGCACAUUCCGGGCAUAUCAAGAUUAAGUAGGAAGCCGUCUUCUUCAUCAUCUUCAAUUGCUUCAGAGGGUGGACAAAGGGAAGUGUUGGAGACUAUUGUUUCCAAUCUUCCAUUGCACAGAAGUUCUAGAUCUUCCACAGCUACAAGGUUCUUAUUUGGUUUGCUAAGAACUGCUAACAUACUAAAUGCAGCUGAAGAGUGUCGGUCCACUUUGGAGAAGAAAAUCGGGUUGCAACUGGAGCAAGCUACACUAGAUGAUUUGUUGAUUCCUAGCUAUUCAUAUUUGAAUGAGACAUUAUAUGAUGUGGAUUGCUUGGAGAGAAUUUUAGGCCACUUCUUGGAUGGACUUCAAGAAGAGAGAAAUGUAGGUGAGAUUGAAGCCGGCGAGGAUGGUGGAGAUAGCAAUGUGAGAUCACCCACUUUAAUGCUUGUUGGUAAACUAAUUGAUGGCUAUCUUGCUGAGAUUGCAUCAGAUGCAAAUUUAAAGCCUGAUAGAUUCCAUAAUCUUGCAAUUUCACUACCGGAGCAAGCUAGACUCUUUGAUGAUGGCCUUUACCGAGCUGUAGAUGUCUAUCUCAAGGCCCAUCCAUGGAUAUCAGAGGCGGAGCGGGAGAAGAUAUGUGGAGUAAUGGAUUGUCAAAAGCUCACAUUAGAAGCGUGCACUCACGCAGCACAAAAUGAGCGGCUGCCAUUGCGUGCGGUGGUUCAAGUUUUGUUUUUCGAGCAGUUACAGCUGCGCCACGCAAUUGCAGGGACAUUGAUUGCGGCUGAAGCUGAUCCUGCAAGGCCAUCCAUGCUAAGACGGAGGGAGGAAGAGGCAGAGGCAGAAGCAGGGGCAGAGGUAGAAGCAGAAGCAAUGCAGGAGGGUACCAGUAACACUUGGAGGGCAGCAGUGAGGGAAAAUCAAGUGCUGAGACUAGACAUGGACAGCAUGAGGACUAGGGUGCAUCAGCUUGAACGAGAAUGUUCAACUAUGAAGAAGGUGAUUGAUAAGAUUGAUAAGGAGGGUCCGCGUGGUAACAAUGGAGGGUGGAGAGGGUCCCUGACAAGGAGGUUUGGGUGCAAGUUCAAGACCCAAGUUUGUGAUUCUCAUGAACAAACGGUUGUAAAUGCUAGGAAGGGAAGGCAGGAGCAGCAGCAGCAGCAUCAUCAUCAUCAACAAUAGAUGAUUCAGCAUGGGAGCAUGGGAGGUCUUGUUAUUAGUAUUCAUUCAAUCCAAAUCACAUUGUGCAGUGGUUGUCCAUAAUUUAUUAUGUUUAGUCCAUGCAAGUUGCUUCCACUUGUGGUCUUAAAAGAUGGGGGAAUAAAAGUACGAUUUUUUUCUCAA
Messenger RNA from Populus nigra (black poplar), 2549 nucleotides. RefSeq names its product BTB/POZ domain-containing protein At5g66560-like. The coding region runs from base 417 to 2387 and encodes 656 amino acids. The transcript has 4 exons. The record is from RefSeq and is a predicted model, not a curated record. Gene Ontology annotation, molecular function: protein binding. NCBI's taxonomy places the organism in Eukaryota, Viridiplantae, Streptophyta, Magnoliopsida, Malpighiales, Salicaceae.